Molecule: messenger RNA, 5005 nt
Organism: Stegodyphus dumicola
Lineage: Eukaryota; Metazoa; Arthropoda; Arachnida; Araneae; Eresidae
Product: cytochrome P450 4C1-like
Molecular function (GO): heme binding; oxidoreductase activity, acting on paired donors, with incorporation or reduction of molecular oxygen; monooxygenase activity
Source: RefSeq, a predicted model, not a curated record
GGCGGAAUGACGCAUGCGCUCAUCGAUCGCUCAAUCAAAUUGUGUAAAUAUUGCGUUCGCAAAGCGUCUGUAUUCCAGAGCGCACCGCCAUGUGGAACCGUGCGUUGGAUUUCAACUGGACUCAUCUUCUUCUCAUUAUCACUCCUAUCUUAAUGACUGCAUUCUUCCUUACGAAGAGAAGAUGUUUAAAAACAGAGCCCCUCCCUGGUCCAAGAUCAAGAGCCUUGAUAUUAUAUUGCAUGAUGAUGAAGACAGUUUACUGUGGAAAGGAGAAGUCUAUGAACUCAUUAUGUCUGCUGCUGCAAGUAGCAAGUGGCUUAUGUCAGAUGUUUGAAAAGGAAAAACUCUUUAGAAUUUUUGUGGCUACAAGACCUUUUGUAUUCUUCUACAAACCAGAAACAGUAGAGGUGGUACUAAGCAGCAAUGUUACAAUAGAAAAGUCUAGUGAAUAUCAGUUUUUGCAUCCUUGGUUGGGAACUGGCCUUCUUACAAGCAAAGGAGAUAAAUGGCGUUUCAGACGGAAAUUAUUGACGCCGUCGUUUCACUUUCGAGUGCUGGAUGAUUUCAUACCCAUAUUUGAUGAGCAGUCAAUGGUUCUUGUCUCCAAAUUACAGUCUGUCGUCAAUGAACCAUGGGUGGACAUUGUGCCUCUAAUAACAAUGUGCACACUUGAUAUUAUCUGUCAGACAGCCAUGGGAGUCCGUAUCAACGCCCAAGGAGGAGGCUGCAGCGAUUAUGUUAAAGCUAUUUAUGAAAUUGGUGAAACAUUUCUACAUAGAGCUCUCCGUCCGUGGCUUUGGAGUGAUUUAAUUUUCAACUGUCAUCCAUCAGGGCGAAAGUUUAAAACCAACCUUCAAAACGUUCAUGGGUUUUCGAGAAAGGUUAUAAAAGAGAAGAAAGAAUAUAUGCUUCAGUUAUCUUCAGGAGGAGGAAUUCAAGCAGAGGACGUUGAUAGAAGUCCUUCUCAAAGAAAAAAGAGGAAGGCGUUUUUGGAAUUACUUUUAGAACUUCAUUUGAAAAAUGAGUCAUUCACAGAAGAGGACAUCCGCGAAGAAGUAGAUACUUUUAUGUUUGAGGGUCAUGACACAACAGCUAUGGCUAUUUGUUGGACACUGCAUAUGCUAGGUUUGCAUCCGGAGGCACAAGAAAAAGUCUUUAGGGAAUUGGAUGAUAUAUUCCGAGACGACCCAAAUCGUACUGCAACACGUGAAGAUCUAACACAGAUGAAAUAUUUGGAAUGUGUUAUAAAGGAAACUCUUCGUUUAUAUCCGUCCGUUCCAUUCAUUGCGAGAGAAUUAAAUGACUCCAUCGAAGUCGGAAAAUACAAAAUACCGGGGGGAAGUGUAUGUUUCAUUUUCCCCUGGAUGUUACACAGGGAUCCAGAAUCAUUUCCAGAACCGGAGAAGUUUGAUCCAGAACGCUUUUUUCCUCAAAACAGCGUUGGAAGACAUCCAUACUCUUAUGUUCCAUUUUCAGCAGGACCUAGAAACUGCAUAGGACAAAAAUUCGCUAUUAUGGAGGAAAAAACAGUGUUGGCUAACAUACUUAGAAGAUUCCGGAUCGUAUCCUUGGACCCCAGGGAUAGAGUGAAUGUUAUGCCUGACCUCAUCAUUCGCAAUGUAGAUCCUCUUCGGAUACAUUUCACACCGCGUUGCUGAUGUCUCCGGAAAUAUGAAAAUUUUAAUAUUGUAUGAAUUGUGUAUGAUUCUUUCAAUGGUCUCCAACGCAGAACUUUUUGGAGCGGUUGAAGACUGCAUCUCGCAUGAUGUGGAAUAGAUCAAAAUGAAUUUCAUUCCUCGAUACCGAUAUCUCCAGAAGGAGAGAAAUUUGAUAUUACUUAGUUAAUACAAUAAAACCCAUAUCUAGUCAGUAUGUUACUUAGAUUCACCAAAGAUUAUAUUGAGCUCUGAGGUUUAUAUUUUGUUCUUUAAACUCCUAUUCCUAUUGAUAUUAUUGGUAACGUCUGUGAUCCUCUGUGAUCUUAUAAAUAUCGGUCAGAAAACUAUCUGAAAAUUGCUGCUAGAAGCAAUGAUGUCGUAAAAAUAUUUUAUUACUGUUCAGCCUUUUUUAGUAUAAUAUGUAUCUCAUAUUUUAAAGUAUUUAUUCGAUAACCAGCUUAUUCCACGUAUCUCAAUACAUCCCCAGAUCUCAUGCUAUUUGAUAUGAGUGUUUUGCAUAUUGCUUUCGUUUUAUCCAUGAUAACUUGUCAUAUCAACAGUUUAAGGGAGAAAAAGUUUUUUAUUUAGCCAUUCACAUAUCAAGUGUUUCAGGAUUACCAACAAACAGUUUUUCCGAAUCCAAAAAUAAAUUUUAGAAAUUGAAACAGAUUGAUGUGUAAAAUAUUUAAGAACAGACUUGGCUUCUGGAUUGCCCCACCUAGUCAUUCCAGUUUUUAUUUUAUAGCAAUUAUCAUUAUCUUCUCCGGUAGUUCAACUAUUUCAUUGACAGUCUAAGUCAGACAGUGUCCUAAGGUGUCGAAUUUAUAUUAAGUAUAUAUUUGAAAGCAUUUUUUUUACCCCAGUUGUGGCUUCUUGUUUAAUCGUAUUAGCAUUGUCUCACAAGAUCUUCAGCAAUCUUCCUUUUUCUUUUUUUCCUCCUCACAAGUAAACCUUCUCUCCUUUGAUACCGGUUUUCCGGAAACCUAUACAUUUUCUGAAAGCUUAUGUCACAAGUGGAAAAACUGUGAAGUCUUAGGGUCAGAGAAGCGUUUAGGAGCUAUAGGACCCAUAAAUUAUCAUUAAAGUGUGUGUAGAUGGACAUAUUCCCGUAGUAACUGUCCCUAUUUCUUGUAUGUUCAUGCAUUGUCUGCUUCCGAAGUACCUGAUGUUAAAGUCCUAAUAAAAGAACUAGUACCUGAAGAAUGUAGAGGAAAGAUCCAGCCUCUGGAUAUUUAUUUCUUCAAGCACUACAAAUAUUUUGUUCCUUCCAUAAUGGACACAAUCAUUAUCAAGACACCAGGAGUACCUUUGGCAUCGCGAUAGUUUUCUGGCCCUGCAGACUUUUCACUAUGUCAGUUCAGCUCUCAUCGUUUCAAGAAUUUGAUUAAGUAUGGCCUUUUUAAGGGUGGAUACUUGGACGACGAACCUGAAAUGUGGAUUACUGCUUCGAUUCAUUGACAAAUGAUGAGUGUGCAAAGAGUAAGGCUAUCGCUUUUGUAAAAUAUGCUCAAUGUUAUCUGUCUCUCUUCCCGUUUCACUGUUUAUUUGAUGAACUGCACAUUGAUUGUCUCUUGUAAUAGAUUUUAAAGUUAACAACAAGUCACAUUUUCAACAUCCCAACGUAUAUCGUUUCUUUUCAACGAGUUGUUGUUUCCUUUAUAUUGAAAUCUCCAUCUUCUUACCGUAUUAUUAACUCAUAUAAAUAUGUGAAACGCGCAUUUUCGUUACGUUUGGUGUCAUGUUUCCAACAUUAUACUGAUACUUGGUGGAUCCUAUAGCUCCUCAACGCUUGUCCCUCUGCCUCUAAGAUUUCAGUUUUUCUACUUGUGGCAUAAGCUUUCAGAAAAUGUAUGGGUUUCAGGGAAACCGGUAUCAAAGGAAAGAAAGUUUACGUGUCAGUACCUUGUUCUCUUGUUUUCUCAUUUUCCCAUUUCAUAUGAUUAGCAAUUUAAUCGGUAUCUACAGCGAUAUGCACAUUUCUAGAAUCGUAGUUAGCAGAAAUGAGAGUAAUUGCUUGAGUUCUAGUUACAGUGAGGGUAAUUAGUUUUCCUUCCGUUUUUCUAGUCAAAGCCAUUAAAGGAGCUUGCAUUUCUGACAGUACUUGUUGCAUUUUUGCCAUCUUUUUUAUGAAUAGUCAUUCAAAUUAAUAGCAGGAAUAAUUUUAUACACACGUUCAGAUCACAGUGUAUGUUAGCUAACUGUUCAUAUAGCUAGUCGAGAUAGUUUGGUUAUUGUUGAAGAUGUCGCAAAUAAUAUUAGGAUAUCUCGUAUUAAAAGGCUCAAAAAUUCUUUUUAACCUAUUAAGUCAAAGCGGGUGUUAAUUUUUUUGCGCCAAUUGUUGCUGAAACCUCAAUUUACCGGUAAUUUUGUUAUUAUUUGAGUAAAAUAUGACCAUUGUUGAAUGGGCGAACUAGUCUAAAAGAUUCAGCAACUUAUUUUUUAUAGAGGUAUCGAAAAGGAUUUAACAUUGUUCCAUCUUUAAAACUUUGUCGGUUUGAAAGCAGUAUUUAGGGCAUUUCCAAAUUUUUUUGGCAAUGUCGCUAAACUGAUACAUCUUAUAUCUCUUUAUCUAGUCGCAUUAUUCUUAAUCUAUGAAGUGCACUUUACGUGGAAUAUUCAUAAUGUAACAUGAUAUAAUAACUGAACAUUUAUUUAAAGAGCUUAUGUGAGAUAAUUAGAUGUACUUAUAUCAUUUUGUAAUAUAUAAAUAUGAGUAAUGCUUAGUGAAGAAAAAAAAGACAAAUUAUUUACCCCUCAGUGUCUUAGUGAGUAUGCAAGUAUAACAUAGUGGGAUUUUAAAGUUAAUGUUUAUAUAUCUGCAUUUCGCAUCUUAAACCUUUAGAAAAUGUCACUCAUGAGACGUAGCUAUUGUAUGGAAUGCUGAUGUAUAUGUAGGUAAACAUUUAAAAACACAAGAUUAUCUUAUUCAUUACAUUAUGUGACUUCUGAAGAGGCAGCUUGACUAGAAUAACCAUACAUGCAUGCUAUCUGAUACGAGUUUGUAUGUAAAGUGAUUUUAAGUGAUGCUUUUCAUUUCUAUGUAAGUGAAAAUGAUUUUUUUACUGUGUUUAUAAGUAUGUUUUUGGCUGUUUCUGUAAUACUACAUGAAAGAAUUGACCUUUGUAAAAAAGUGUAACUCUGAUUAGAAAGGUGUCUGCCGAAAACGUCGCGGACGAAAACGUUGCGGAGAACAGAACGCAAAGUAAAACCCUCGUGCAAAAUUUUUGGGGGGGGGGGAGAAAGCAAGAAGAAAACAUCGUAGUUCUGGUUUUGGUUUAUGUGAUACAGCAAAGCUUCGAAGGCUAUCUGCCUGAGGAGAGGGAUGCCUUCAUGGAGGACAUUCUAAG